UUGCAGGGCAAACUUUUUGACUCUACGAUAACUGAUGAAGGAACAUGGACAUUAGAAGACAGGAAGCUCAUUCGAAUUGUUCUAAUGAAGACAAAUAGAGAUGCUGGAAAUUGUUGGACAUCUCUGUUAGAAAAUGAAUAUGCUGCUGAUCCUUGGGUACAGGACCAGAUGCAAAGGAAACUUACACUGGAGCGAUUCCAAAGAGAGAACCCUGGAUUUGACUUCAGCGGUGCAGAAAUUUCUGGAAAUUACAGCAAAGGAGGACCAGACUUUUCUAGUCUUGAAAAGUAAACUGUUUGUAUCUGUGUUCCUUGAAAGGAAUUACACAUUACACUUAAAGACUGGAAUCAUGGAAACUGGUGCAGACUUCAGUGAUCUCUUCAGCAGAUUGCUGUCAAGUAAUUACUUCAGUCAAAAGAGAGAAGAUUUCUUCCAGUAGAAUGAAGACAAAGUGUUACCAGCUGAUUUAUAAGCUGUGAUAAUUUUCUAAUACUAAGGGACAAACUACAGAGAAAGGUGUACACAAAAAAGUAAC
This is a messenger RNA of Phaethon lepturus (White-tailed tropicbird), 535 nucleotides long. It is a transcript of the gene NUDCD2, whose product is annotated as NudC domain containing 2. The record is from RefSeq and is a predicted model, not a curated record. Lineage: Eukaryota; Metazoa; Chordata; Aves; Phaethontiformes; Phaethontidae. Gene Ontology annotation, cellular component: cytoplasm. Gene Ontology annotation, biological process: protein folding. The transcript is spliced from 3 exons. The annotation marks the transcript as partial.